Messenger RNA from Pseudopodoces humilis (Tibetan ground-tit), 8185 nucleotides. RefSeq names its product arginyltransferase 1 (gene ATE1). Gene Ontology annotation, biological process: protein arginylation. NCBI's taxonomy places the organism in Eukaryota, Metazoa, Chordata, Aves, Passeriformes, Paridae. The record is from RefSeq and is a predicted model, not a curated record. Gene Ontology annotation, molecular function: arginyl-tRNA--protein transferase activity. Gene Ontology annotation, cellular component: cytoplasm.
GAUGGCGGCGGGCGGCGGCUCCGCCAGCAUCGUCGAGUUCUUCGGCGGGGAGGAUGGCUACCGCUGCGGCUACUGCAGGAGCGACACCGGCAACCUGUCGCACGGUAUGUGGGCACAUUCGAUGACAGUUCAAGAUUACCAAGAUCUCAUUGACAGAGGAUGGCGAAGAAGUGGAAAAUAUGUCUACAAACCUAUCAUGAAUCAAACAUGUUGUCCUCAGUACACAAUAAGGUGCCGGGCUUUGCAUUUUCAGGCCUCCAAGUCCCACAAGAAGGUUCUGAAGAAAAUGUUGAAAUUUAUUUCCAAAGGAGAUGUUUCGAAAGUAGCGAGUGAAGAAGAGCCGAUGGAUGCCCAUAUAGAUGAUGUGGCCACGUGUGAUUUUCCAUACAAAAACGAGUCUCAGGUCAGUCAGUCUGAACUGACUCCCUUGGCUGUGGAUCACUCUGAGAGGGUGGAGGAUGAAGAUAAGGACUCAGGAGAAACAAAAGAAGAGGGGAAUGUGCCGAAGGUGGAAUUGGAUUCUGUUCAGAUCUGUACAGACAAAGACACAUCACUCCCUGCAGAACCAUCACAUUCAGCUAAAGCUGUUCAUGCACCACCUAAGCCAGGGAAAGGGGCUGACCUGAGCAAGCCCCUGUGUCGGAAAGCAAAGGACAUAAGGAAAGAGAGAAAACUGCAGAAGCUCCUGCAGAACCAGAUGGGCACAGUAGAAGGCUCUCAACUUCAAGGAGAUCAAGCUUUCCUCUUGCAAAACUCUAAAUCUAAAACAAACCAGCCUAAAAACAUUGAAGACUUUAUUUUUGUCCCUCUACCUGAUGAUGCACAACACAAAUUAGAGGUGAGGUUAGUACCUGUCUCCUUUGAGGACCCCCAGUUCAAAUCAUCCUUCAACCAAUCUGCCACUUUAUUUGCCAAGUAUCAGAUGUCUGUGCACAAGGACACACCUUCUGACUGUGGGGAGAAUGAGUUCACACGAUUCCUCUGUGAUUCCCCUCUGGAGGCAGAGCAUGCCCCCAGUGGGCCGGAAUGUGGCUAUGGCUCCUUCCACCAGCAAUACUGGCUGGAUGGGAAGAUAAUUGCUGUUGGAGUAAUUGAUAUCCUGCCCUACUGUGUGUCCUCAGUCUAUCUGUACUACGACCCAGACUUUUCUUUCUUAUCUUUGGGAGUCUACUCUGCGUUAAGGGAAAUUGCUUUUACUAGACAGCUUUAUGUAAAAGCUCCCGAUCUCUGUUUUUAUUAUAUGGGUUUCUACAUUCAUUCAUGCCCCAAAAUGAGAUACAAGGCUCAGUACAGGCCCUCUGACCUGCUGUGUCCAGAGACCUUCAUGUGGACACCCAUUGAGCAAUGCCUGCCCCUGCUCGAGCACUCCAAAUACUCCCGCCUCAACCAGGAUGGAAAAGCAGAGGAUGAAGGUCGCCUGAAGGAGCUGGGCAGGGUGAGAGUGCUCCACAAGAGAACCGUGAUGCCUUACAGCGUGUACAAGAAGAGGAGGAAGGGGCCGAGUGACGAGGCCAGCGUUCAGCAGUACGCCAGCCUGGUGGGACAGAGCUGUUCAGAGAGAAUGCUCUUGUUCAGGAGCUGAAAUCCCAUGAGAUGGCCUUUCAAUGGCGCUCCAUUUCAUUGCACUGCCACUGGGUGAUCUGUACCAUAGCUGUGUGCUGCUGUGCCCACUGAGACAGGCUGAAGCACAGCUAUAUAGCCAGGCUUGUGUCAAUACAUGGUACUGUGUGUCAAGGCCAACUCCAGUCAAUCUUACAGUACAGCAAGGCUUUAGCAAUACCAGUCUAGAAAAACACGCUUGCAGUAUAUUUUAAUUAAGUAGUUCUAGCCUUUCUAUGCAUUAUGAAUAAUUCUAAGUAUCUAAGCAAAAUGUAAAACAGGUGUCUUUUUUUUUUUUUCUUUUUUUGUAGAGAUGAAGGUUGAUUAAAUCUAGAAUAAGAAUCAUUAAAUUACAGAUAUUUUCAAAUAGCACCUUGGAUAUCUAUCCAGUUGUUAAAAGUUGCUGUGAAAUUUGUGCUUGCAUUUGUAUGCUCCUAAAAUCUUGCAAGAGAACUGAAACGUGCUACUACUUUCCAGCAUGAUGCAAUUUUAUUUCAGCAGUACGUUUAGAAAAACAGGAAGAAAUUAUUUUCACUGCACAUUCUGCAUUUGUUUAAAGCAGUAAGUUGGUGUCAGAGGUCCUAGUGAGUGUAGGAGUUUGAGGUAGGUUCUCAGUGGCAGGGGAUGCAGUGCUUUGGAAAACUUUCCCCUUCAGAGAAGAAGCAGAACAGUUGCACUAUAAAUAUACCAAAGAUAUGCAGCCAAGUGGCACAGUGGUUUUUGGUAUAAGCCUUAUCCUUUGUCUAACAAGAGUGGGUAAUUCAAUGGCUAAUGUGAAAUAGAGCUGGGGAGGUUUAUCCUGCAGCUCUCGGUGCACAUUUCAGAACUAUGCUAACAAAAAAGAGACAUAAGGUACUACUGCUGGGUUUUGUUGCAGGUGCUUUUUUUUUCUGCACAAUUGUACAGGAAGACUUCAAUACCAUAUUCCAGCUUUUUUACUGACUGUUUUGUUUCUGGUGCAGCAGCUCACGGGUUAACAUCUUUAAUAACAUUAUAGUAAAUACUUUUGUUGGAAACACAGGAAGUUGUGAUCCUUUAUGAAAGCACUUUAUUAUCUCGUAGAUGAACGUUGUCUGUGUCCCUAUUAAGUCAUAUAAGUUGGAGGAAUUUGGGGAAAUAACACUGUUGUAUAAUUCAGUAAUGUAUUACAACAUUGUAACAUUACCAGUGCAUUUGUGUUUCUUAUCUUCAUGGAUAACAGGGGCUGGUAUUUACCUUGAAUCAACUUGGAGUUUCCUGUUAGCCUUUAACAAAGAUUCUUAUUCAAGGAUAUGUGGGUGGUUUUCCCCCAGCAAGGAAACAAAUUCAGUUUUACCCUCUAAGGAUUACAUCUCCUGACAUUCAUGGAUCCAUUGAUCUAAUUUUAAACACUUGGCCAAUAUUAUUAAUCAUUAAUUUUUAUGUGGAGCAGACGUAAGAACUUGGGGAAUCAAGUGCAAUGCAGAUAUAACUUUGUUUUUCCAUAUCUGUUUGAUAUGGAAUUAGUGUAUAUUGUAAUAUUAUUGAUAGUAAGCAUCAAUAGCAACUUUAAAAAGUCAUUUUAUGUUUUAUUAAUUGGGCUGUAUAGUAUUGAUCUACUCCCAAUCUGCAGCAGAAGUAGUCAUUCACGUCAGCAUCAUAUCUGGUAUGUGUUUAUCUGUUGCCUGGUACUGAGAAGUUUCUUUGCACUGUAUCUUGUAGUUUGUCCAUGCCUUACCUCAGCCUCCUGCCAUGGGGAGAACCACUAAAUAAUCCUCAUGAAGAUUAUUAUGAAGAAUUCCUUUCUGUGAAGAAAAUACUUAUACCACUCUGUCAAACAGUGUAACAUUUUCUGCCUACACAAUGUGCUGAAAAGCGGUGAUGCCCAUAUGGCUUGCAACCAGAAUAAAUGAGAAAACCUUCUUACGUGAUAUAAAAUUGGUUAACAGGCACGGAGGAAUUUCACUAUGAAUUGCAAAAUCUUAAAGGUUAUCAAAGCCAUUUAAUGACAGCCUUGCUGAGCUCCUGGAGAAGUUAAACUUUCUGUUAAAUUUCAAGGGAGCAGACUUAAUGUCCCCACUGAGAGUUCCUGGAGAGCUCCAUCUCUUUGUGCCUGUGUUUGUUACUGAUAUGCCUUGGAUUAGGCUUUUAUCUGAUGCUCUUUCUCUUGGGGAGCUUUUAAGGACUGCAGUUAAAGGAAAGUGAGAGAAGUACAAACCUGAAAGCUGAGCACAGCUUGAAGUUGUCCUUAGUGUGAGCGCUGGAGGUAAAUGACCAUUUCCUGUGAGUCUGAAAUGGUGCUUUCACUUUCUGACCUCCUCUGGGGCUGCAGCACCAGGGCAGAGCGGGCUCCUGGCUCGUACUCAACUCAAAUAUGGAUUUAUAUUAAAAGGCAAAACCAGGCGACACUGAGAUUAACUCAGAAACUGAGUUCAUCUCCUGUGGUUUGCUGAGAUCUGACUCACUUUAGUGUUAUUUUAGAAAGAAACUGCUGCAGUAUGUUUGAGGACUGAUACCUCUAUCCCUGCUUUUGGAAGAGGGACAGAGGGUGAGGAUGAAGUUCUGUAAAUUUUACCUGACUUCAGUGGAGCUGAAAAUUCACCACUAUUACAAUAUUAUUUAAUAUAUUGUCAUUGAUGAUUAUUGAAUUUAGAGAGAUUUAACUGAGCACAAACUAUUUUAUAAAAGUUUCUUUGUUUUUUUUUUUUUUUGUGUAGCUGGUUUGUGAGAGUCAAUCUCCAAUGUAAGGUUGCCUUGUUCUGUCAUCUGUUGGUAAAUGAGCAUAAAACAGUGCUAAGAAAGUGCAGAGUUGUGACCAGUGCUAAAAAAUGCCAUUUUUUGUUUUAAUUGGAAAAAAGUGGGAAGCUUACACAUGUCCAGCAUCAACACGUGUCAGUAAAUUCAAGAACCUGCAUGUUGAGUUUGUAAUUGCUUUUUAGCAGGCCUGUUUGACUUGCAAGUGUAGAAAAUAAAGUUAUUUCCAGUCUCUGUGAAUUAUUAUAAGAAUUAAUAGCUCUGAAUGUGAUUUCUGAAUUAGUGUGUAGGAAUUUCAUUAUCCUGGAGAUUGACCAAGCGUCCAGUGAACAGCAAAAUCAAAGAAUACAUCAAAGGGAAGCAGUGAUUAGAAGGGAGGCCUGCAAGUUUAAAAUCAUGUUCAAAACACAUGACCUGUUUUAGAACUAACUUUUAGUUCCAGCCGGUCAGAUUAAUGAAGAGAUUGCACGAAAUAUACUUGAUACUUCUUUUCUGAGUGGAGCAAAAUAAGAUGAAGAGACUUUUCAGAAAUGGAGACUAGACAGGUCUAGCUAUUUAUUUGAGCUUGGUUGAACAAAAACAUGUCUCUGAAUUAAGGAGGCAAACCAGCAACACAGAAAUCUGGGUUGUGUGUAUAAAGAUAACCAAACCAUCAUUUUCUGAAUGAGGCAGAAUUCCAGCUAAUUCUGGAUUCCUGAACAAGACUUUUCUCAAAGCCCAGCACCAGAAUGGCUUGAAAUGUUGGUGGGGCUUUGUCUGUUCCAUUGCUCCUGUGGAGUUUACAUCCAUCCAUCAGUCUGUUUGAGGUUCUGUGGAUUCCUUUGACAGGUGGAAGCUCCAGGCUGAUCAGCCACAUGUUUGUGAACUCCUUCUCAUCCUGGUUGUCCCAGAUAAUCCUCCAGACAUGUGUUAUGUGCUGUCCUGAUCUGACUCUCCAUCUCCACUCAAGCCUUAAUGUCUCUUUUCUUCUUCUGUCCCAGCCUUGCUACAGGAAGAGUCUGGAAAGGUGAAAGCAAUUUUUUAGGGCAGAAAUCAUCACUUUUCAGGGAAUCAUCAGCAUUUCCCAAAGCAGUGUAGCCAAAUCUUGUACCGAUAUAUUUAUAAAGCUGUACCUUCAGUCACACAGACUGGGUGCAAAAUGCUGAAUUACUUUUGCUCUUGCGAAAUGAUUUGGGGUUUUUAAGUUAAUUGAAGUGAUGGAUUGUAGGAGCAGAUGUACAAUAGUAACUCUUCUUAAAUGUGGCUAAUUGUGGUCAGUUGGUUUCUAAAUAAAAGUGUUCUAGAAAUUAAUCUACUGUAUGCAUUUUAUAGUGCAUGUAAAGCUCAUCUCAUGAGAGCUUUGUUUUCUAACAGCAUUAAAAUAAGAAUGGAAACUAAAUUAACAUGUGAGCCUAAGUUCAGCAUGUGUUAAUGCUCUCUGUAUUGAUACAGUACAAUCUUAACUCUGGAAAUGGCCUUACUGCUCAUCUCAGACAAGUAGCAGCUCAGCAGCUUUCUGGCUGUAUUCUUUCUGGUUAUGUUUUACUGUUUUGAUGUUUAUUCAUUUCCUUAUUAUAACUAUUCCCAUCAGAUUUUUGUGCUUCCCAUCAGUUAUUUCCACUUCACUUUUGACACAUAAUACAUGCGUCUGCCAAAAGUCCUGCUGAGAGAUUGCUAUCAGGACAAAAGAAAGUGUUGGAAAGUCUGUUAAGUAGUGAGAAGAGAGCAGAGUCCACAGGGACAGUCAGUCUGCAACCUUUGUGCUGCAGAAAAAGCAGGAUUUAUUUAUAAUUUAGUCCGCUGCAGGCUUAAAUAAAUGUGUCAGAUUUCAUUCAUUUCCCUUUGUCUGUGACAUCUGAUUGUCAUUGUCCAGGAAGAAUCAAUGGGGCAUUGUAGAGCAGAAAAAGAAAUGAAGGGCAGUGCAGAAAGCUUGAGCUGAGGAAUGAAAUCACAUGAAUUCUCUUGGAAUUCUCACUCCAUGUCUGCACAGGAGCAGGAAAGUGGAGGCUGAAUGGGACUUUCAAAAAGUGUUUGUUGCUUCUCUCCUGUCUCCUCCAGGCUGGAGCAGAGCAAGGACACAUCCACUACCCCAAGAGCAUCCCUCACUGUGUGCAUUCAUCUCUAACAAAGCUCCUUGGACUGAUUCUGUGCAGUAAAUACUGAAAUACUGAAAGUUUUUUAUAUCCUCUGUCUAAUUUUCAUGCUUUUGGUUGCAAGUGACCCUGCUUUGGUGGGUCCUGCCCAUGCAGGUUCAGUCCAGCACUGAGGUUCCUCUUUGCAGCAGCACCAGACCUUUUUGGAGACUGUUGCCAUCUCAACCUGCUGUGUUUUUUCUAAACUAACAAAUCCCUAUUUCCAAAAUGUGUGUUUUUAAGAUAAUUUAUUGAGCUUUCUUAAGUAUUGUCCCACUGAUCCACUUCUUUAGUGUUUGCCCUAGUGCCAGCUGCUCCAGUAAUAGAAGCAAUAAUUAUUUCAGUGUUUUACAUUGGCAAAUCAAUGUUACUUUUUCAAAAUUAUAAUCACUAUUCUACCUGAUUUCUCUGUUUAACAGAGAUCCCUCUUUGCUGUUUAUUUAUCACACUUCAGUAAAAUAUGGUGGAGCUCCAACCCUCACUGUCCCAGCAGACAGAAUUUUUCUCUCCUUAACUGCUCUGAACCUGCAACCACCAGAUGGCAUUUCCAGCCUGCACAGGUCAUUGCAGCAUUUAAGUUAUUUAUUGUCUGAAUAUCCAAAUUUUCUGAGUCUCUUUUAUUAACAUCUCACUCUAAUUUUUUACUCUGCUUUUAAUUGGGGUCUAUAAAAAAAAUAAUUGUCAGGUGGGGUUGACAAAGUUCAGUGGUGUUUCAGUUAAGCACAAAUUUGUUAAAAAUCAGGAUUAAAAGCUGUUUCAAGACGAAUAGUCUUGAUUUUAUAACACUGAAUUUAUUAGAUGUGUUAUACUACCAGUAAAUUACUGAAAUGAAGAUCCAUAGGACAAUUACAGAGGGGUCAGCUGGCAGAUUUACCUGUCCCCAAAUGCUUCUGGUGCUGCUCCUUUCCAUGCUCCAACCAAAUGUGCAGGACAUUCAUAACAUCUCAUGUGCAUUGUUUGUCUGCUUUCUCCAUAUCCCUCUUUCAUUCUUAACCUUAUUUUGAUACCAGGAUUCCUUUCUCACCUCUGCCACAGAAUGAUGUCAAAAUAAGUUUUCUAAUAGUGAAAUAAGAGGUCAGGAGACUGCAACACUUCAUUGCCAAGGGCUCUGCAACCCAUUUGUUUUGUCUCUGUUGCCCAAGGUGAAAGCAAAGACACAUCAGCUGAAAAAGCAAGGUUCCCAAUUUGAAAUUAAUUAUUAUUUUUCACACAAAUACAUUACCCAGAAACCUGGAGGAGGCCUGUCAGCAGCUGCUAUGUGUGUCCUCAAAUUGAGAUUGUCCUCAUCUCUGAAAUUUUUGCAGUCCAUAAAAUCCCAGAUGUGUUGAACAUUCUCCUUCCUAAGGUGGCUGUGGUAAAAGGAGUGAAAAACUGCUUUUCCUGGGCAGGGAUAUCUGCCACGAGACCAGGCAGCCCAGAGCCCCAUCCAGCCUGGCCUUGGAUCAUUCCUGACACCCCUCACCUCAAAUCAACCCAGGUGAUCCUCUCAAACCUCCUGUCUUCAGGGAGUUUUCAUCCUCUAUUCGCCCAGUUUACUGGGAUGGAUAUAUUCCAGGAAUCCAGUGCAGUGUGAUGAAAUUGGAGCGUCUGCAUCUUCUUUGUGUCAGAUUUUAAUACAUUAAAUCUAUAUUUUUCUUUUACUGCCUUGGAUUGUAAAAUAAAAUAGUAUUAUACACUUUGGGGGGAAAAGUAGAACAAUUAAAUAGAAAAAUGAGAUUUGCUAAAAUUAAAAAUGGACAUUCCUGAAAAGACAGAACUGUCCU